This is a messenger RNA of Bacillus rossius redtenbacheri, 5449 nucleotides long. Its product is annotated as protein XRP2-like. Lineage: Eukaryota; Metazoa; Arthropoda; Insecta; Phasmatodea; Bacillidae. The transcript is spliced from 7 exons. Gene Ontology annotation, biological process: post-Golgi vesicle-mediated transport. Gene Ontology annotation, molecular function: GTPase activator activity. The coding region runs from base 144 to 1208 and encodes 354 amino acids. Gene Ontology annotation, cellular component: periciliary membrane compartment; cilium. The record is from RefSeq and is a predicted model, not a curated record.
AAAGUUUCUAAAUAAAUGUUGACGUGUGAUAGAAUCAACCAAUCAGAAUCAUAGUCCAUGGCGUUUAUGUUUACAUUGUUUUCAAUCGUGCACAUUGUGUUGCGUAUCGUGUCAAGGCGGAAGAAUAACUUCACGGUAGUAAAAUGGGGUGCCUGCUCAAUAAGUCUAGAAGAAGUGAUUAUAAAGUUUCGAAAGAGGAUUCGUUUAUAAAAAGAAAACAGUAUUCAUGGGAUAAGAGGCAGAUAAUAGACCUGAAAGAUUACACAGUUGAAAAUGUAGAAAAUGAAGAAGUGUGGCGAAUGCCAGGGACAAUUCAGGGACAACAGUUUGUUAUCCAGAACUGCAAAAAUACCAGGAUGUUUAUUUUUGAUCAUCUGAACUCUGUUAAUAUUGACGAGUGUACAAAUUGCCAAAUAGUGCUGGGAGCCGUUAAAGGAAGCGUGUUUCUGCGCAACUGCACAAACUGUGUGUGUUUGGUGGCUUGCGGCCAGUUCAGGACUAGAGACUGCAGGAAGAUGAACAUCUUCCUGUCUUGUGCGACUCAGCCAAUCAUUGAGUCCUCGACCAAUAUUCACUUUGGUUGUUACCAGCUUCACUACAGUGAACUAGAAGACCAUUUUCAAAAAGCUGGGUUGAGCUGCUUCAACAACAACUGGAGUGACAUACAUGACUUCACGCCGAUGAGAGGAGAGACUAACUGGUGUCUCUUGCCGGACACCAUCCAUAUUGAAGACUGCGUGCCUCUUCCGUCCUGCGACGAACCUCGCAAAGUGAACAUGUCACUUUCGUGUGACAAGAGUGUGAUACCAUUCACAUGGGGCCUUCACAAGAGGCUUACAGGAGAGUCCUGUCUCGUGGCCUUUUUCUCCGAUGGGCAACAAGUUCAACGAGCCAGAGAAUUCAUCAGCUCCAUUAGGCAAGAACAUCCAGAAUGUUUGCUGCUGCUGAGCAAAGAAGUCCAGAUGCAGCAGGCCAAUGCCGAGAGAGCAUUUAAGACAAGUGCAUACAACAGAGUCCUGGAACGGGGACAAGUAAUAGGUCUUCACUACAAUGGUCCUAGUUGUUUACAAAAAUGUGAAAAGGUGGCAAAGAAAAUUGCAACGAGCACAGGGUUGCCUGGAUUGGUGUAUGUAAGUACCAACCCUAAAACUGCCCAGCAACAGGUGAAUGACUUCUUCAACUAUGGGGAUAUUCAGAUGACCAGUUAAUUUCCUCAUAGUAGAUUGAAGACCUGGAGCACCUUUAAAAGUAAUAAUGGUACAAAAUGACCACAAGAUAUGGUGCAGACACAGUAUAAAGCAGUGAUGCAGUGAUUUUAUAACACUGUAAGACAAUUGAGACCUCAUUGAUACAGUAAUUCAUAGCAAGCACAAAUAAUGAAUACUGAAAACAAGCAAUGGGAAGGGAAAAAAAAAAACACAUCUUUUAUAGAUUUUAUAAGUUAUUUUGUUUGUUAAUUACUGAAUUGAAAUCACUUUGAGAUUUGAUUAACAUAUUAGCUGUAUCAAAAUGACAAGUGUAUAGAGUUAUUUCAAAUGUCACAUUUAAUUUCUUUGCAAUAUUAUGCAAUCUUUGAGGAUAGCAAUAUUUCAAGAAGAGUUUUUGAAACUUAAAAGAACUUCAGAAAUUAAAAAAUAAAACAAAAUCAAGUAUUAAUCAUAAAAAUUAGGGGCUAGAAGGAUCUCAUAUCUUGGAAAAGAUGAUUCCUUUCAGAGCAUACAAUCAUAACACAUUUUGACAAGUUUGUGCAUCCUCAUUGGUAUUACAGGGUUUAUCAUCUCUAGCUCUGUACGUGCUACUAUAAAACUAACUCUCUUAUCUUUCAUCAUGUAUUUCUGUGAUGACAUGAAUAAAUAAAUUAAUGGAGUGUCAUUUGAGAUGAUGAAACAACAAUGGUGGAAUGAAUGAGUUGAGGAAAACAGGAGUACCCAGAGAAAUCCUCAUGCUCACAGAACCGUCCACAAUGUUUUCCCAUGAGCAAAAAAUAAAGAAUUGCCUUGGUGGGAGGCAAGUGAUGUAACCUCUUAACCACAACAAUCCCAACAUUUCGAACAAAACAAACAUGGCAGCUGAUGCAUAUAAUGGGUGUAAUUAAUAUUAUGUGUCAGAUUAUUUUAUAAGUAUGUGUAAUUUUUUUUUUAAUAUUUGAAUAAUAGGUAUACCACUGUUAUUGACGAUGUUGCAGAAGAAAUAACUGGUGCAAGAUUUAACUUAGCAGUAAUAUAAGUGGGAGACAAGAAAUAAUUUUCAACAAUAAUAAUCUCAAAAUAAUAUGUAAUAUUAAUUUGUAUAUGCUGUAAGCUUGGCAAAAAUGGUUAAUAUUGUAUGGGUAUUGGUAAUUCAAAAUUUUGCAUAGAAACAAAAUUUUACAGCAUGCUUCUUUUCAUAGAUAAAUAGGUUUUAUAUUUACACAGUAGUACCUUAUAUAAUUUAUUCACAGCAUACAUUUUAUGUCUCUGACUUAAGUUCAUUAUUUUUGUACGUUUAUUAUAAUUUACUCUUAUACUUAAUUUUGCAAUGAAUGUAUGCUAGUCAUAAUUAGGGAAUAUUUUUCAUGUUGUAUAGUAAAAGAAUUGCAUGUUUUUUUUAAAAAAGGUUCUGGAUUGAAAUAUUAUCAUGCAAUUUUACGAGAGAAAAAAAUAGUGAUUUUAACAAUCAGAAUUGACAGUAUGAGCUUGGGUGAACAGCAUUACAUUCUCAAUUCAAAAAUAUUAAUGACAUGUUUGAAGUAAACCAUAUUAAGUAUAAGACUGUUGUUUUAUUAAAGCAGAAUUACUAUUACAGUGUGGAAUAUCUAAUCAUGUAGGUGAUACCAUGACACAUGUGCUUUCUUAGACUAUAAAUAGGCUUUUGCUUUGAAAUUUGUGCCAGAAGCUUAUCAAAGAUAGUUAUUUAUUUUUUUAACAAAUAAUUUAAGUUAUAGGUUAGAGAUGCCUAUUUUCAGGAUAUUGUCAUUAGUAAGUUAUCACCAAGAAUUCCAUCAAUGUGCAGCUGUUGAUAAAUGCAUUUAUAUACUUAAGUGGUGAUUGAUAAAAUAGCAUCAAAAGUUAUAAAUGGAAGGAGUACGUAUUUAGAUUGAAAUAUAAAACACUUACAUAAGCAUAAUGCAUUUGUAUUUUUUAAACAACUAGCUUUUGUCUUGUACUAGAGAGACUACACAUCUUGUAUUAAUAUUUCUAGUCAUUAGAACUUAAGGUUAACUAUUGGCUGCAUUUGUCCUAAUCUCUAGUUAUGUGUUUAUCAAUAGGGCUUUUAACUGGCAGAUUUUGUAGAUGAAAUGAUGACAUUAAGAAAAUCCAUUUUUUGGUAUUGUAUCUUGCAAAACUCACCUAAUUACAAAAUUACUAUGUUAAAUACACUAGAGUCCCGUUAUAGCGAGGUGUCACGGUUCCGGGUUUGAUCCUCGCUAUAACCGUGUCCUCGCUAUAACCGAAUUGGACAAAUUUUGGCCUGCAAAAAAUAAAAAUUAACUGAAAAUAGCAUAAAAAUUGUGUUAAAACCUGUAUAAUUGGAAAAUAACAGGUUACAAUAACGAAAUCUUAAUUUCUGUGAGCAGAUGUGUGAAUUCUCUUUAAAACGAUACCCCAUAAGUACGGAUGCGAUCACCGAUUGCGUCAAAAUAACCAGAAUACCCUACCACGCCACGUAAGUAUAGCAUCUCAGCCCGCGGCCGACGCAGCAUUGUCCUGCUAUCUAUUGCCGACGCGGGCAGUCUGCUGGCGGCCAUGUUGGUUCGGGAUGUUACUAACAGGUGGUGCUAGUGUAGCGCGACGAUUUAAUUCCUUACAAAAUAGCAGGAGUGCGGCUGCGGCAACGCACGUACGCCUCAAACGAAAUAGUCGCUGGAAAACUAUACUUUUUCAUUUAAAGAAACCUGUCCACUUUUUUAGAAAAUAAAUUUGGGAUUAAACUCAAACCAUCACCACCCCUUUCCCGGACAAAUACCCCAACAACUGACCGAAACAAAAGUUACAAGAAAACUGUCCUAGCGAUUCGGAAAUAAAUACGGUAGUGCCUACUAGAGGUGUAAAAGUAACGAAAAAAUGUGUACCCGUAUGUAUUCGUUACUAUAACUAUUAGUACUCGUUACUAUCGUUACGUUACUCGUUACUUCUGAUACCACACAAUUUGCUGUUAUGUUGCAGCAACGAAUCCGGUCGUAUUGCGUACGCGUACAGUAUGACGUUGCGUAAAUAAUAAUAAAUAGAAUAUAAACAAUAGUUUUUGUUAACCAAGAAACAGUUAAAUCUCAUUAGAGCGGCUUUUUAAUAUUAUCUCUUUUAAGAUAACAAAAAAAAAAAACGUGAAAAUAUAUGCGAUUAUAAAAACAAAAACAUACAUAUUUCUAAUUUGUAAAAAAUACUUUCUUAUGUUGUUUCUGUUCCAAUAUCAAACUUUGUCUACACAAGGUACAGAUAACUAACGGAAGUUUGAUAAAAUAAAGAAAGGACGGGAUUCUAUUUUUAAAGCCACGCACUUAGGUGGCGAUGGCACGGCUGAAGAAUGUGACAGGCGUCAACGGCAAGAUGUCUAGUGGCGAGCGAGAGGGGUGGAGAUAAAGCAGACAAAUAAUAAAAGCGCGCUUCAAGCUCUCACGCCGUAAAUUCCUCAAAAAUACCUCGUUAUAGCCGUGUUCUCGCUAUUACCGUGCUCGCUAUAACGAGAUUCUACUGUAUAAUAUAAGUUAGGUGAGCCAACCAAUAUAAAUAUUAUAUUUUGAUUUUGGCCAAGAUAUUGGCCUUAUGCAGUUAACGAUCAUUUCAACAAUAACCAUUAGUUUUGAAAUCAUGUAUUUUUUUUUUUAAGUUGCAUUUAAGGAAUUUGAGUGGAGUAUUUAUUAAAAUGAGAUUUAAAUAUUUUUGAAGUGUUGUGAAUGUGAGUGCAAACAGGGGAUGACUAAAUCCAAAUAAGUUUGGAAAAUUUUAAUUGACCAAUAAUUCGAACACAGCUUCAUUGUUUGUGCAUGGCCAUAACCUGUAAUUAAUAUUAAUUACAUUUUGUGUGUGCAAUUUUGAUCAUUUUAGUUUAUGUACUUCACUUAAUUGCUACUUUAAUAGGUGGUUUACUGUGUCAAUACCAACUCAUGUAAUGCACAUGCAUUUAGUGGUGGAAUUAGAAUCGGGAGGGAUACUUGUGUACAGAAAUUGUUUUUAGCAAUUUUUCUCCUUGAAAUACAUAAUUUAACCAGAAAACAUGAAGGGAACAUUUCCCCUUCCUUGUUUUAUAUAUUUAUUCACCACUGUACUACAUGUCAUUGCAUUCUUAGAGAAAUAUUUGUUCAUUGCAACUGGAGAUGUAUUGUUCCUUCAAGUUUAUGAAAUAAGGUUGAAAGCUGUAUAAUUUAAUAUUGUACAUGUGAUGAAACAUUGUGUGAUUUGAUGUACACCAGUAUAUAGCAAUGUAAUUUGCCACUGUUUACACAAUAUUAAAUUUACAAAUUUUGCACACA